Molecule: messenger RNA, 2436 nt
Organism: Drosophila ananassae
Lineage: Eukaryota; Metazoa; Arthropoda; Insecta; Diptera; Drosophilidae
Gene: slif
Product: cationic amino acid transporter 3
Exons: 4
Coding region: 159-1979 (606 amino acids)
Biological process (GO): amino acid transport; transmembrane transport
Cellular component (GO): plasma membrane
Molecular function (GO): amino acid transmembrane transporter activity
Source: RefSeq, a predicted model, not a curated record
CCGUUCCGCCGCCAGAGCUCUGUGAUCAGAAGCACUUUGGAGUGCGUCCCGCGCGGUAACUUGAUCGGUGUUAUUUUGUUAGCUUUUUAUUCGAGCGAGACCAGAGUAAAGCGGUGCGUCGGUUAAUUUGAUACUCUGAAAAAGAAAAAGGGAAAAGUAUGGCCAAACUUUGGACAGCACUAACUCGUCGCAAGACGGACGACGUGAACGAAGGAGAGUCCCAGCUGGCCCGAGUCCUCAAUCUGUUUGAUCUGACAGCCUUGGGAGUGGGCAGUACCUUGGGAUUGGGUGUUUAUGUCCUAGCCGGUCAAGUGGCAUAUAACAUUGCCGGUCCUGCUGUAACCAUAUCCUUUCUGAUCGCAGCCAUUGCGUCGGCUUUUGCGGGUAUCUGCUAUGCCGAGUUUGCAGCACGCGUUCCCAAGGCAGGAAGUGCUUAUGUUUAUAGUUAUGUUACUAUCGGCGAAUUCGUGGCUUUUACUAUUGGAUGGAACCUUAUACUGGAAUACGUUAUUGGCACGGCUUCUGUGGCUCGCGGUCUUAGUGGUUAUUUUGAUUCAUUAAUCAAUAAUGAUAUGUCGAAAGCAUUGAACGAGUCGAUGCACAUUAACGUAGAUUUUCUUGGAGACUAUCCGGACUUUCUUUCGUUUGGAAUGGUAUUGCUGCUUGCCGCUAUUCUGGCAUUUGGCGCGAAGGAGUCUAGUUUUUUGAAUAAUAUUUUCACCACUGUCAACUUGGUCACAAUCUGCAUUGUGCUGGUGGCCGGGGCCAUGAAUGCUAAUGUAGAGAACUGGCGCAUUUCGGAAAAGGACGUGCCCGAGGGUUUCGGUACCGGUGGAUUUAUGCCUUUCGGUAUCGCCGGAGUUAUGGCUGGUGCAGCAAAAUGUUUUUAUGGUUUUGUAGGCUUCGACUGUAUUGCUACUACCGGCGAGGAAGCCAUUAACCCCAAGCGCAACAUUCCUUUGUCCAUUGUGGUCUCGCUGAUUAUCAUAUUCCUGUCCUACUUCGGUGUGUCAACGGUUCUAACCAUGAUGUUGCCCUAUUACCUGCAGGAUAAGGAUGCACCCUUCCCUCACGCCUUUGACUCCGUUGAGUGGUACACGAUCAAAUGGAUUGUGACUAUCGGAGCUGUCUUUGCGCUUUGCACUAGUUUACUGGGAGCUAUGUUUCCGCUGCCCCGAAUUCUUUACGCUAUGGGAAAUGACGGGAUCCUUUUCAAGAAGCUUUCGACUGUUAAUAGUUAUACGAAGACACCCCUUUUGGCAACUGUAGUAUCAGGCAUAUUUGCAUCUAUUAUGGCCUUGCUAUUCAACCUGGACCAACUGGUGGACAUGAUGUCCAUUGGCACACUGCUCGCUUAUACUAUAGUAGCCAUCUGUGUGCUGGUGCUGCGCUACCAGGACGAAGAGAUGACCAAAGUUGUGUCUGUGAAAGCACCAAACGUGUUUCGACAAUUCUUUAAUGGCAACUCGUACCGUGAGCCCAAUUCGAUGACCUCGGCCAUAACAAAGGUUGGCAUCGUGGUUUUUGCAAUAUUUUGCCUAGUAUGGUGCUCAUUACAAAAGGUGUUCGACAUGGAAUCCACCGGCGGAAUCGUAUCCCUAAGUGUGAUAGGAGCGGUUUUAAUCGUAAUAUGCGUCGUGAUUGGAAUGCAGCCAGUUUCAACCAUUGAGCUUACUUUCAAAGUACCUCUUGUGCCUUUCGUACCCUGCUUGAGCGUCUUUGCGAACUUGUACCUAAUGUUCCAGCUGGACUUGAACACAUGGAUUCGCUUUCUUAUCUGGAUCGUUAUUGGUUAUGUUAUCUACUUCAGCUAUGGGAUGCGUAAUUCUACCCAAAUUUCUCGGUCUCGCAAUCACGCAGAGCUGGCCGCCAACGCAAUGCAACGACAGGGCCAACAUGAGAAUCCCGCCUUUGAACCGGACUGCAAGGCGGAAACUGGUCAACUGCCGCCACCGUAUGAAUUUUCAGAAAAACUGUAGGCGUGACCCUAAAAGUAUUAUCGCUCCCCUUCCCUGUUAGGUCACACUGUUUUGUUUAAACUUUAUUCGGUCUUGGCAUCUUUCCUUUAAUAUAAAAAAGACUCCUCAGCCCCCUUAGCCAGAACGCUUAUGUGAGAGAGAUAAAUAGAUUGCGCAUGGAAAUUAAACAGAUUUGCACCUAAACCAAUCCGAAGCCCAAUGUCCCCUAGUCGUGGAAAUUUGUUAUUUCUAUGCGCGUAGAGAGAGCUCAUAACAGACUCUAUUUUACCAUUUCACUGAUUUCUUACCAUUUUUUCCAACUAAAUGUCCCCAAAAACCAAUUCUACAGUGAUGUCCGUAUAAUGUGAUAUUUGUAAAUGUACUAUUACUAUUACCAAAUGUAAUAUUACUAAUGUAAUAUUGGUCGCAUAUUUGUCACAAUUUAUAUAUUUAUAAGGGGGUAGAAAAAUAUGAUAAA